ACUACGUACUUGUUCGAUGAAAAGGAAAAAGUGAUUCUCUUAAAUUUUUACUCAGUAGCCUUGUAAUAUUUAUAGACAUGGCAGAUUCGAAAAGGACCAAAAGUGACUCCAGUGACAUUAACCCCACAGGGUUGCAGGAGGUCCAGAGAGGAUCCGAGAGCCACCAACCCAAUAAACAGAACCCACUUCAGAGUUACAAGAUGGAUGCCAGCCAUUGCGGACUCUGUUUGAUCAUAAAUAAUGUGAAGUUUUUACCUGAGUCCUACUUAAGAAGCCGCAAUGGAUCCAACAUAGAUUGUGAUAAACUUGAAAAGCGAUUCAAGUCCUUGAAUUUCAUUGUUGAUGUUCAGCAGGACCUGACUCACGAGCAAAUAAUUCAGCAGUUGUCAGCCCUUUCUAAGAAGGACCAUACGAAAUAUGACUGCUGCAUUGUGGUCAUUUUGUCUCAUGGCUCUAAGGCAACUAAGAACCUCAUCCCUGGUGCUGUGCAUGGAGUGGACGGGCCUACAGUUCCAGUUGAGGACAUUACCAGUUUCCUCAAUGGGGAGCACUGUCCAUCUCUCCAGGGCAAGCCCAAGAUCUUCUUCAUCCAGGCCUGCGGUGGAGAUGAAAAAGACAAAGGACGUGAAGUGCCUAUUCAAGAGUCCAGCGACCGCUACAGUAGGGAUGCUGUCCCUGUAUCUGGGAGUGACACACUAACGGACAAGCCAGACAAGUUCAGUGUUCACACAACACUGCCAGUGCCCAGUGACAUCCUGGUGUCAUACUCUACUUACCCAGGGUAUGUCUCAUGGAGGGACAAGGAGACUGGCACCUGGUAUGUGGAAACCCUGGACCAGAUCUUGGCAGAAAAUGCAGCAUCAAAUGAUCUGGUUACCAUGCUGACGAUGGUCAACAACAAGGUUGCACAGAAUAGUGUUAAAGACAUAUCUACAACCUACAAACAGAUGCCCUUCUUCUUAUCUUCUUUAAGAAAGAAUCUCUACUUCCAAUGUUCUCCCAAGGGAGACAGUUAGAGACUCCAUGGAACAUCCCAGGAUGUUUCUACAACGCUGUCUCUUCAAUACAGGACUGAUACAACCCGGAUUCCAUAUUACUGGGCCUGCACAUUGGACUCAGAUUUAUAGAUCUUUAUUUGUUUUCUAUGUGUUCUUCAGUUUGUGGAUCAGGAACUCAUAGUUUAGACACUUACAAAACCUAAUUAGUAGAGCCAUUUAUGAUGUACCUAAUUAUUUUGAUUCACUGAUUAUUUAUUAAUUAUGAAUAUUUGAUGGUGGAAUAUGAGAUUUUUACCAAUAAUUGUAUCUUCAAGAUGUAGUUAGUGUAUUUUAGGAUAUAAAGUGUAUUUUAGUACUGUUUGUCCUAUAUUGCAUUGUUGUUUAUCCUGGUGUCCCCCACAGCACCUGUCCCCUCCCCUGAAACUGUGACACAAGAAUUUCAAUUUGGCUAGUAAUGUGAAUAUGUAACUCAUUCGGUGAAGCUGCUCACUAUAAAAGCGAGUUUCAAAACAAAACUGCUGUGUUGACACAAAUUAUAACAUAACAAAUAAAGCCACCUAUUCAAUUAAAUAUA
Paramormyrops kingsleyae is the source of this 1572-nucleotide messenger RNA. RefSeq names its product caspase-9-like. Gene Ontology annotation, cellular component: cytosol; cytoplasm. Gene Ontology annotation, molecular function: cysteine-type endopeptidase activity. Lineage: Eukaryota; Metazoa; Chordata; Actinopteri; Osteoglossiformes; Mormyridae. Gene Ontology annotation, biological process: apoptotic process; proteolysis; positive regulation of neuron apoptotic process. The record is from RefSeq and is a predicted model, not a curated record.